AUGCCCAUGCCAGCGCAACCUGUCUAUAACUACGGCUCACUCCCAUAUCCUACGCAAGCAACUCAGCCCGGACCACAGUACAAUAUGUUUUCAGAUGGUGUGAAUGUUCCACCACCCACAGCCCCCCCAGCUCCAGCCCAUACCCCGGAUCCAACUUUCGACUGCACACAAGCCUAUACUCCUGGUGCAGAGACAUUGUCUAUUUGUCGAAGGACUGGACAAGGACCGAUCUGGCUUGGUAUAUGGUACGACUCUCCUUUGAGGAUGCUUUCCUGGGAAAGAGUCGAGGAACGACUCGAUAACAUCGCGUGGAGACGAAUCUUCUACGAGCUCGUCUCGUGUCGUGCUCGAGUGAAUUGGGAUAUAAGAGUGCUAGGUGAUGAGAUGAUAAAAGCUGGGAUACAAUUUGAUACUUUGCCACUUGUACUACCGCAAACAGAUUUCCAUCAGCCAUGUGUUUAUGGUGUUGACUGGGCACCCCCGGAUUGGCCAUGGAAUGCUAGUGGAUAG
This is a messenger RNA of Penicillium malachiteum, 510 nucleotides long. RefSeq lists its product as uncharacterized. The transcript is spliced from 2 exons. NCBI's taxonomy places the organism in Eukaryota, Fungi, Ascomycota, Eurotiomycetes, Eurotiales, Aspergillaceae. The coding region runs from base 1 to 510 and encodes 169 amino acids. The record is from RefSeq and is a predicted model, not a curated record.